Sabethes cyaneus is the source of this 666-nucleotide messenger RNA. RefSeq names its product adult cuticle protein 1-like. Lineage: Eukaryota; Metazoa; Arthropoda; Insecta; Diptera; Culicidae. Bases 58 to 444 code for a protein of 128 amino acids. The transcript is spliced from 2 exons. The record is from RefSeq and is a predicted model, not a curated record.
UCAAGUGUUCUAACUAUCAAACCUCAGUUAGCUUAAAUCUAACCAGAAACCCUCACCAUGAAGUUCGUCGUUGCCGCCGUUGUUCUUGCCAUGGCCGUUGCCUCGGAAGCUAGUUGGCCUGCCGGCCCAUGGGGACCAUGGGGAGCUACCGUUGUUCAGGCCAACGCUGGAGCAUGGCCGUACGCUGGAGCUUAUGGCGCGUGGCCAGCCGCUGCUGGACACUGGGGUGGUGCCUGGCCUGCUGCCGCUGGACACUGGGGUGGUGCCUGGCCUGCUGCUGCCCACUGGGGAGUCCCGGCUGCCUCGGUUGCUCACCACGCCGGAGUUGUUCCCGGUGCUACCUCGGUGACUGCCAACCGUGGUGCCGUCCAUGUUGCUCCACUGCCCGGACACGCCAUCUCCCAGAAGCAGCUGAAUCUGGCUCCAGCCCCUGGAACCAUCUAAGUCGAUACUCAAUCCCUUGAUACUCACCCGUCAUCACUCCCCGCCCUGAUCAUCACAACAGGAAAAUGCUCAACUGACUCCUCCCUUCUGAAACCAAUAGAUCAACAACUGCCAUGCUUGAAACGCUAAGCCGAAACCGAAGUUCUGUGUUGUACGUUUUAAUGUGAAUAGCUAGAGGAACACUAUUUAUCGGAUGUAAAUAUAUACUUGAAUUGAGAGAAA